AUGUCAUCUACAUCAGGAGAUUUUGGUCGUAAAAUUUCCAUAUUUGUUUCAAUAUCCCUAACAAUUAUUGGAAUGGGUCUUUCAAUUGGAGCUAUAAUGACUCCAUCUUGGCAGGUUGUUAAUUUAAGAGAAUAUAAUAGUAUUCAUGAACAUGGUCUUUGGUUAGAUUGUACCAGACAUUCCAGAGAUGGAAGUCCAAUUUUAAGAAGAUAUGCCACUGUUACCGAACCAUUACAUUGUGUUUAUAAGUUUGACUAUGACAAGUAUUCUGGAACAUUUGACUUAGAAGAUGAUAACAGUCCUGUAGGAGAAGUAAAUCGUCACAAAUUUUACGGUUGGCAUACAGCGACCUUGAUUCUGUUGGGAUUGGCAUUGUUAACCUCUUUCCUAUCUAUAUGUAUUGGAUUUUGUUCAUGUUGUUAUAAAAGUUUAGCCUUAAUUUUUACAAUAAUUACAAUUUUAACUCUUCUUACAUCAUUUAUUGCUGAAGCAUUAUUCUUCUUCUAUUCACAUAGAGCAGAUAAUCGUUUUAUUAAGGGUAUUGUUGGAACAUAUGAACAACGUGUUGGUUUAGCUUUCUUCUUAGAAUUAGCAGCAUGUUUCUGUCAUUUCUUUGCUUUAAUAGCAGCUAUGGUAUUUUCAUACUUUUCAUUAUCAGGAAAAUCAACAGGAUCUGAUGUCUUUUCUGUCAAUAGAAGUUCCCGUACUAAUGUAACAAAUAUUGGUAGAUCAAUGGAAUUUGAACCGCAAUUAAUGUAUAAUUAUCAACAAAAUCAAAGUACACCUCUUCGUCCAGUUAUGUAUCAAACAAAGAAUGAUGAAUUUGAUAGAACUGUAGCUGAUAGUAUGCCAGAAUUGGCUGGAUCUCGACAAUUUACAGGAGAACUUUUACACUCAAGAAUUAGAAGAAAAUCUGAGACAUGUGUAUAA
Messenger RNA from Strongyloides ratti, 930 nucleotides. Its product is annotated as Clc protein-like family-containing protein. The transcript is spliced from 5 exons. The record is from RefSeq and is a predicted model, not a curated record. Lineage: Eukaryota; Metazoa; Nematoda; Chromadorea; Rhabditida; Strongyloididae. The coding region runs from base 1 to 930 and encodes 309 amino acids. Gene Ontology annotation, cellular component: plasma membrane.